CAAAUUGAGGUGAAGUGAGGUGAGUGAGUGAGACUGUGACUACUCAAAAGUGUCAGAGUGGAUUUCAAUUUUUGAGCCUUUGGCUUUCUCAAUUCUUCUUUACUGUCUGCACCUUUGCUUAGUUACUAUCAUUCAUUAAUCACCGAACAAAAUUUUAAGGCUUCUCUAGUUUCUUGUCCUCUUCCUCCUAUUUGCCUCAACCUGUUUUAGUCCUCACUUCUUUUCUUGCCAAACUCUUCUUCUUCAGCUUCUAGUUGGAUUUUUUUGGGGGUUUCUUCAAUUUUUGAAAAGUUCUAAUCUUUUGUCAUUUGGAAGGAUUUUGUGGGGGUCAUCUUCUUGAGAGUAUUGGCUAAAAAGGGGCAUUUUCAAAGGAAUAAUGUCAGCCAAGAUUAAAAAAAUUUCUUAACUACCUUUUUAGGAUUCAUGGAGGUAGAAAAAGAUGGUGUCUUUGGAAAAAGAUUAGUUCUUUUAGAAAUUUAUCCGACUAUAAAUAGAGGAAAAGAUACUGCCUUUGGAAAAAAGAUCAGUUCUUUUUAGGAUUUUGAAGCCUGAAAUUCUUAGUAAAAUAAAAUUAGUACUUCUUUUAGAAAGUUAUCUGACAACAAAAAGGAGGAAAAAGAUAUAGUUUUGAGGGUAUUAAAGCUUUGAAAUUGUUGUAAAUGGGGGAGAAGAAGAAUAUGCCAGCAGUAUGGUUUUCAUUGAAGAGGUCUUUGCAUUGUAAAUCAGAGCCAUCAGAUGUUCAUGACCCAAAAACAAAGAAACAAUUAAGCACAAUUUUGACUAGAAAAGGAGGAGGAGGAGGGUCAAGGUCAGGUUGUUCAAGGUCUAUAGCAAAUCUCAAAGAUGUAAUCCAUGGAAGCAAAAGACACAUAGAAAAACCACCAAGUUGUAGUCCAAGAUCUAUUGGUAGCAGUGAGUUUCUUAAUCCAAUAACUCAUGAAGUUAUUCUGAGUAAUUCAAGGUGUGAGUUGAAAAUCACUAGUUUUAAUGGCUUUCAAGAAAGUAGUCCUAGCUCAACUUUUGUGGGUACUUUGAGACCUGGUACACCUGGUCCAGGAGGGAACCCUACAAUGCAUUAUUUUAAUUCAGGUUGUAGGAAUUCAGUGGCAACUCCUACAAGGAGAAGUGCAUCUUUUCUUGUUGAUAAAGAAGGUAGUUUUCCUUGUAAAACUACAAGGCAUUCUCUUGAUAAUGAUGUUAAUGGAACUUCUUCAGGGGUCACAUGUCAUAAGUGUGGAGAACAAUUUGGAAAAUGGGAAGCUCUUGAAUCACAUCAUCUUUCUAAGCAUGCUGUGAGUGAACUUUUGGAGGGUGAUUCUUCGAGGAAGAUUGUUGAAAUAAUCUGUCGCUCAAGCUGGUUAAAAUCAGAGAGCCACGUUGGUCGGAUUGAAAGGGUCUUGAAAGUUCACAACACACAAAAAACUCUGGCUCGCUUUGAAGAAUAUAGGGAGAUGGUGAAGAUCAAAGCAAGUAAGCUCCCUAAGAAACAUCCUCGGUGUAUAGCUGAUGGAAAUGAACUUUUAAGGUUCUAUGGAACUACUUUGGCAUGUGGCGUUGGCAUGAAUGGAACCUGCAGUCUCUGUGUAUCCGAUAAAUGCUGCGUCUGUCGAAUUAUCAGAAACGGAUUCACCACGAGGAAGGAACUCAAAGGCGGGAUUGGUGUCUUCACGACUUCCACAAGUGCAAGAGCUUAUGAAUGUAUUGAGUUGAGUGAAGAUGAUCCAUCGUUAAGAAAAGCAUUGAUCGUCUGCAGAGUAGUUGCAGGUCGAGUGCAUAGGCCGUUGGAGAACAUUCAAGAAAUGGCUGGCCAAACGGGGUUUGAUUCUUUGGCUGGGAAGGUUGGCGUUUACUCAAACAUAGAGGAGCUUUACUUGCUUAAUCCUAGGGCUCUUCUUCCUUGCUUUGUGGUGAUUUGCAAAGCCUAAGGAAAAUAUAAGACGACAUGGUAGUGAAAUUUUGUGUCGCGUAUAGGCUUUUCAACAUGUUCUUUUGCAGGAACUUUGUUUCUUGGAGUCCAAAUUCUUGUUUCUUGCCAUUUCUGUAUCUGUUAUUACCAAAAUUUGUCAAAGCUAGAUGAUCCAAACUCUUUCUCUGUC
This is a messenger RNA of Nicotiana attenuata, 2096 nucleotides long. RefSeq lists its product as uncharacterized. The transcript has 2 exons. NCBI's taxonomy places the organism in Eukaryota, Viridiplantae, Streptophyta, Magnoliopsida, Solanales, Solanaceae. Bases 660 to 1925 code for a protein of 421 amino acids. The record is from RefSeq and is a predicted model, not a curated record.